AUGGCAGAGAAGCAGGGCGGGAGUGUGGGAAAGCUGAAGUUUGUGAACGAGGGACUGGUGCUGGCCCGUCAGCUACAGUAUCGAUCGUCGUCGUCGUCGUCGUCGCCGCCUUCGGCCAUGGAGUCCUCUCCCCCCAAGGAUGCGGGUGAUGAUGAGCGGCAGCAGGAUUCGGCUGAGCCUAAAGAUAACCUUACAGCGGCGGAAAAGGCCAAGCUCCGACGCCGGCAAGUACAUAAGGCACAGAUACAACACCGCAAGCGCAAAGCCAACUACAUCAAGCAGCUCGAGCUCGACGUAUGUCAGUUCAGGGACAUGAUCGCUGCCGCCGAGAAGGAGGUCAUCGCCUUCCGGAGGCAAAACGAGAGUAUGCGGGGCGCUCUGGCGGCCCGAGGCCUUGUCGUGCCUCAAGAGCUCAAGGGCAAGGAGGUCGUUGUCGACGAGGCUCGAGUUAUGGGUUCUCCGAAGCCCGUGGAGGUGGCGCAGCCGGUAGCUGUACAGCAGCAUGUUCAUUCUCAAGCUCCAGGACAGCGCCAGUUUACGCCACAAAUAUCAGCGCCGCCUGUCAUCCAGCAACAGCUUCUGGUCGCAGACCCAGAACCGCAAAUGACGUUUCAGCCUCAACUCGCCAACGACAGCUACGAGUUCGACCCCUACCCGCCGGUAGACCUCUUCGCAGACAUUGGAAUGGGCGAAGUCAUUGUGACGAUGCGCAAGGACGACACCCUCGGCACACCGUGCUUCCGAAUUGCCUCGUCGUCGCCGACCGUCUUUCACUCGCUGGCACCAGACCAGCUCACCCCGGAACAGGAGAUCACCGCCAUCAAUCUGAUCCUCGCCAUGGAGCAUAUUUGCUGGGAUCACUUCAACCCCCGCGACUUCCCCGCUCACGCCGACCCCUGCAAAGCCGCCUCGGGCCACACAAUGAUGGCCUCGACCAUGUGCAUGUCCAGCGCGCCCACGCGGGUUCACCGCAGCAUCCGCCGCGGCGAAGCCGAGGACAAGACGCACACGUGGAGCGCCGACACGGGCACCGGGUCCGCGCUGUCGCUGAAGUCGCUGCUGGCGCUCGCCAAGACGCUGAACCCAGGCGACAUCGAGCUGACGCCCGUGCAGGCAUGGUUCGAGCUGGCGGCGCGGUACGGCACUGCGGCGCUCAUGCGGGACAACGUCAUCGAGGCGCUCAAGAGGGAGUUCUGCGGCGUCGUGACUUGCAUCCACUUCGGUGCCAUCAUCGAGCGGGACGCGUUCGAGAGCGUGGUCACGAGGGUCAUGGAACAGGUCGGGGUCAGCGGGCUCGAAUGGGAGAUGGACCUUGACCGCGAGGAGGCGGGGCUCGAUAUGGUCGCUGGGGCGCAGGGGAUUUCUGCUUGA
Messenger RNA from Colletotrichum graminicola M1.001, 1371 nucleotides. RefSeq lists its product as uncharacterized. Gene Ontology annotation, cellular component: RNA polymerase II transcription regulator complex. The record is from RefSeq and is a predicted model, not a curated record. The transcript is spliced from 3 exons. NCBI's taxonomy places the organism in Eukaryota, Fungi, Ascomycota, Sordariomycetes, Glomerellales, Glomerellaceae. The coding region runs from base 1 to 1371 and encodes 456 amino acids. Gene Ontology annotation, molecular function: transcription cis-regulatory region binding; DNA-binding transcription activator activity, RNA polymerase II-specific.